AUGGUAAUGCGUGAAGAACCUCGAGCCAUCGCCAUCAUCGGCAUGGGCUGUAAGUUCCCGGGCGCCGAUUCCCUCGAGGAAUACUGGCAGCUGCUGGACGACGGCCGUUCCAUGGCCGAGCAGCCGCCAGCAGGCCGAUUCCCAACACACGACCACCCCAGAAGCACUGACAAGACCGUCUUCUGGGGAAACUUUGUGCGCGAUAUCGAGUACUUUGACCACCGCUUCUUCAAAAAGUCCAGCCGGGAAGCGGCCUCCAUGGACCCCCAGCAACGGCUGCUGCUGGAAGUUGCCUACCACGCCCUCGAGUCCAGCGGCUAUUUCGGGCCUCAUAAGCAGCAGGAGACAGAUGUUGGCUGCUUCAUCAGCGUGUCCAAUUUCUUUGGCUUCACGGGCCCCUCGGUCUCGCUGGACACUGCCUGCUCGUCAUCCGCCGUGGCCAUUGAUAGCGCGUGCAAGUCGAUCCUGCAUGGCGACUGCACAACGGCCAUCGCGGGCGGCGUCUCGCUCUUCACCAGCCCUCACUUCUACCAGAACCUCACCGCCGCCUCGUUCCUCAGCUCAACGGGGGCCACCAAGUCGUUUGAUGCCGGCGCAGACGGCUACUGUCGUGGCGAGGGUAUUGGUCUCAUCGUGCUGAAGGAGCACUCGCGGGCCGUGGCAGGCGGCGACCCCAUUCUCGCCACUAUCCUUUCUACUGCCAUCCGGCAGAGCAGCAACCAGGUGCCCAUUACGGUCCCGUACAGCCCCUCGCAGACGGCCCUGUACCGCAAGGUCCUGCGCAUGGCUGGUGUGACGCCAGAGGAGGUGACCUAUCUCGAGGCCCACGGCACCGGCACCCCCAUCGGCGACCCGCAAGAGUUCCUGGGCAUCCGCGAGGUCUUUGUUGUGGAGGGCCGUCGUGACCCGCUGUACUUUGCCUCCGUCAAGGGCAAUAUCGGCCACACCGAGGGUGCUUCCGGGGCCAGCUUCACCACACUCAAUCCCAAGAUCGCCCUCACGCCCGGCCAGCUGGAAAUCCCUACCCGCACCCAUCGAGUGGACGGCCCGCACCCGCAUCGCAUGUAUCAACAACGUGUAUAUAAAGACCGUAGCUACCCCCCAGACCUACAGAAGUGCACUUUCGCCACCGCUGGUUCCACCAGGUGUCAAAUUUCUGUUGUAAGGGUUCAAGGUUCGACCAUAGAUGUUGCUGACUGUCUCGAGAUGCAUAAUCGCUUGCGGCUGGGUCGUACGGGCAAAAUGAACGCAACCAGCGUCCCAGAGAAUAUUGCACAAAAGCGUCGCCCCACCCGGAAGGGGAGAGUUGCCCGAAAGAAACCGCGAUACCUUCUAGAAUCCGAGCAGUGUGGGAAGGCAGGAAGCAAUGUGGCUGGCCCGAAGGAACCCGCUUGUUAUGGCUUUGAGGGACUUUCAUCACGCAAGUGA
Molecule: messenger RNA, 1428 nt
Organism: Aspergillus caelatus
Lineage: Eukaryota; Fungi; Ascomycota; Eurotiomycetes; Eurotiales; Aspergillaceae
Product: beta-ketoacyl [acyl carrier protein] synthase domain-containing protein
Exons: 4
Coding region: 1-1428 (475 amino acids)
Biological process (GO): secondary metabolite biosynthetic process; fatty acid biosynthetic process
Molecular function (GO): 3-oxoacyl-[acyl-carrier-protein] synthase activity; fatty acid synthase activity
Source: RefSeq, a predicted model, not a curated record